Molecule: messenger RNA, 4081 nt
Organism: Venturia canescens
Lineage: Eukaryota; Metazoa; Arthropoda; Insecta; Hymenoptera; Ichneumonidae
Product: protein MMS22-like
Exons: 21
Coding region: 296-3727 (1143 amino acids)
Biological process (GO): double-strand break repair via homologous recombination; replication fork processing
Cellular component (GO): nuclear replication fork
Source: RefSeq, a predicted model, not a curated record
UUUCGAGCAUCUACGUAACACCAGUUUUGAGGUUAUCGAUUUUACGGUGUUUUGGAGCGGAUGGUUUUUUAUCCGCAUGACAAUGAUGAUUCAAAUAAUAGUUGGUUUGAUUUUUUAAUCUCUUACUAAAUAUGGAUCGGCUUUAGUAAAUAAAACCUGUUCUAUUUUUCUAUCAGUACAAUAAAUCUAUGUCCACCUAUAAUUUUUUUUUGCUGCAAAGUAAGCUACGAUUAUUUCAAUGGGCACGCAAUAAUCAGCAGUUUUCUACGUGAUAUCGUGAUAUUUACCAGUCGAGAUGGAUUUCCAAGAAACGUUCCACUGUAAUGGCAAAGUUAAUUUAAAUGAUUGGGAAUUAAACGAAAAUAAUUUUGUGCUCAGAGGUGAGCUCGAAAAUGUGUCGUUGCACUCAAUGGAACGUAAUUCAUUUGAGACUGAUCUACGCCUAUUCGACCAUGUUUUGCCUGCUUCCACUGCCAUUCUGAACCUUCCACAUUUUUCCAGAUGCAUGGAAAUGCAGCUGAAAAUCCUCAAUCGUCAUGAAUCUCCUGAUCGGAUAAAUUUUGCAGCUAAAAACAAAGAAACAGAUUUCUAUGAAAUUCGCAAAUCUAUAUCCGAUUUCGUCUCCUAUAUAAGAGCUUAUCUCUUCAGUUUGGAGCAACAAUGUCAGGAAGCAAAACAUUCGUUUCUUCAAAUGGAAAACGAGUUGGACGAUACACUGAGUACUUUGCGAAGAUUCUUUGGACGACUGCGUGACAUUUCAGACUCAAUUUUCCACUAUGCGCCUUCGAAUCUUGGAAAUAAGAGCACUCAACCAGAAUUCCACUUAUACCACAUGCAUUUAGAAUUACGCUGGCUUUUCAUAACGAUUAUCCACUCGAGAACGGUUUAUUCCGAAUCGUCGAAUUUAAGUACUGAGGAUCUUGAUAGUACUUUGCAAUUGGUUAUUGAUGAUCUUAUUUAUGUUUCUCUGAAAAUGUUUGAACGAAUCAGCUUAACGGACCUGAGACUUAGGACUCCAUACAGUUGCACCUGCAUCCGAGAAUUUUGGCUAAUGAUUCAAAUUUUUCUUGAAGAUGUUGGAUCCAAAACAAAAUGCAAAACUUUCUGGGAAUACGUAAAUUUCACAGUCGACAAACUUUUGCGACCAACAAAUGGAGAAGCUGCACAAAAAAUAUUUUGGCAUCUUGAGGACGAACAAGAGUUGCCUAGAUCGAAAAAUCCAGAGUUGUUCGCUGCUUGGCUCAUUUAUCAUUUGGCACUUUUACACGGCUACAAUUCAAUUGGAAUUUACAUUGGCUCCUCAUCGACCAGGGUCUCCCCGAAUUAUGAACAAAUGGAUAAAAUUCUAAAGGGAUUUGUGAGUAAAGGUGGGAAAGAUGGGGAUCGGGACGAACUCGAUGAUGAAUUGAGAGUUAUGAUCCCACUGCUCCGAGUACUCGUCGACGAAUGGUGGCCCUUCAGAGUCCAGAUAAUAUCUUUUCUUUGGGAUUGUUUUCAUAGAAGAUUGGAACAACCAUUCUUGCUUCAAACUUCGGGACCUUGGUCCGCUUCUGUGGAAAAAAUAAGUCCCUCGAGCAUGCUGAAGCAAAUACGCGAUAGAAUCGACGGAAAUAUCGACCAGGGCAAAGAAUCGAGUUACGGAAUGUUUUUACGUUUUCUUGGAACAUUUUUACGAAAAAUUUAUGACAAGAAUGACACGAGACUUUGGAAUCAGGUAAAAGGACGAAUUUAUUCGAAAUUCUCGAAAAUCAAAGUCCAGGAAUUCGGAGAAGCUGGCUUAUAUAAUUUCAUCACACUUUUUCUGACCCUCGCUCUGACUGCCGACACUACCAACGUCUGCUCGGUGAUGCUCGACCUACUCCCACCUGUUGAAGAAUUGACUAAUGAACGAGGAAAACGAUACAAUCUCAGUUGGAAAGGAAAACUGGCUGUGCUUUUGCUUUACAACGAAAAUUCCAUGAGUCUAGAAAGUAUUGUGACUCAUUUUGUCAACGUGGUAAACGCGAUCAGUUGUCGGAAUGAUGAUAAUUCGAGAUCAAUGAUGGACAGCUUCGUUGAGACUUUUGGUCAAAUAGUAAAAACCAGUGGGAAAUUCGAUAACGGCGAAUAUUUAUUCGUGGUUGGAUGGAUCGAUCGAUAUUUAUUAGAGUGUCCGAAAAAUCGUAGAGGACCUUUGAUCAGAAUAUUGUUGGAGAUAUUAGAAAAAUGUUCGAAGCUGGACAGCUCUCGCGUUGAUUCUGGGGCUUACAAAAUCCUUGAUGCUCUUUGGUCUCUCGUUGCCGGUCGAGUUCGACAGCUGGUUUUCGAGCCUCCAAUAAGUGGUAACAAUUACGUUGACCUUGCUAAGCUGGCUGAAGCUUUUACUGUAGAAGCUCUGAGAAACCCUGCACAAGCGAAACGUCACAAACAUUCUCCUGUUUCCCUUUUUCAACAUUUCACCUCGUCGGUCAUCGUUGCAGACGUCAGAAUAACAAAAGUCUACUUGGUUUUGAUCUUGAGAAAACAUCACGUCGUUGGAGAUUUGAUAAAGGAAGUGAAGCAUUUCGAUCUACUGGUUAUUCAAGCAUGGGUAAAAUGUUGUAUUCUUGGCCAAGAUACAAGACAAGACGAAGACAUGAGAUUUUUGAAAAAUCAGGUCUCUCAAUUCUCAGAAGUGUUGCAAUUAUUCUCUGGUGAGAUUGAAAUUCUUGAAUUUGAAACGAGCAAUGAAUCGAUUUUUUAUUUCUUCGAUGCUAUUGCAAAACACAGAAAAUCUUUGAAGACUGAACAAGAACGAAACAUUCUGGACGCAAGAGUGCGACUGUAUUUCAAUAAAAUCGAUAAAUGGGCGAUAGCACCGAUUAACGAGGAGAGCAGGGAAAGUGAUCUUGCUUUUUGGAUUUACAGGUGUAUCGGAACUUUGAUUUUGUCCUGCUCCACGGUAUUGUAUGUCAAGAAUCAAUCGAACAACAUGCUCAGAGUGCUCGUGAAUAAAUUUGUUCUUACGACGGAGCCAGUUUCGCAAGCAUAUCUAAAAAAUCUUGGAAAACGAAUAUUUUCGAUGGUAAUGUUAGGAAUUGAGUCGUUGAGUGCACGGAGUGACUUGUCACUUCAAGCUUUAAUACGUGAUCUUUUCGAGGCUUAUUUGCCUCUUCUGGUGACAGUAAAUACAGGAAAUAUCAAGGUAGCUGAAUCUUUGUUACAAUGUUUUGCUGACGCAAAAAUCGAUUUUUCCUGUUUGUUGUUUGAGAAAUUGGCAGCCAGUUUUAUCAUCGUUUCUACUGACAAUACGACUCACAAACAUUGUUACUUGGUGAUGAUACUGCUCAGAAAUUUGUUGAAAUCAGGAAAAUUGUAUGGAAAUCACAUAAUCGAAUUCAUCGUUGCAAUUUGCGUGCCAAACGUCAUCUCGUGUUUCUUCAAAGUUCACAAUCUUCAUCCACACAGACAGCAAACUUUAGAUUUAGUUUCUGAAAUUACAACGAAUCCGUAUUAUCGCGAGGACUCGGUGCUGAGAGAAAAAUUCAGAAGCGGAGUUACUACAGUGUUAUUGAAAUUUUUGACGUUCAACACUCAAUGUACAUUCGAUUUCUUACGUUCGAUGAUUAAAAUCAACGAAGGGAUUGUGAGUAGUACGUUACCAGAAAUUGAAAAAGUCGUUGCCGAUCUAGAGAAAUCGAGGCGACCAAACGCAGCUUCUCUCAGAUAUUCACUUAGCCAACUGAAAAAUAUUCUCGGAAAUUCUUAAACGAUUCACGCUAAUUGGGAUGUCGACAAAAUAAAAAAAAUAAAAUCAUUGAUCACUCAAGCCGAUUAACUGCAGCGUGAAGACUGUCAACGUGUCGUUGGAGCACUGCAUUUUGAGCUUCGUAAUCUGAAGUCGCUUUCCUCAACUGUCGCAGCUCAGUUUCGCAAGCUAUAUCAUGUAAUGAUGAUAAAACGAAAAUUAAUUAUGUUUGACAAUGAAUCUGCCUAAAAAAUUCUAACUAAAUUUAAUUCGAAUAGAUCUUCUGUUUUUUUUCUAAGUGGCUCCGUCUACAUUCCUCGAUCAAUUGAAAAUGGUGUACAUUUUUGUUUAUUAUAAUAUACGGAGAAGAUAAUA